This is a messenger RNA of Carassius auratus (goldfish), 2232 nucleotides long. RefSeq lists its product as uncharacterized. The record is from RefSeq and is a predicted model, not a curated record. Bases 179 to 1450 code for a protein of 423 amino acids. Lineage: Eukaryota; Metazoa; Chordata; Actinopteri; Cypriniformes; Cyprinidae. Gene Ontology annotation, biological process: immunoglobulin mediated immune response; production of molecular mediator involved in inflammatory response; cytokine-mediated signaling pathway. The transcript is spliced from 9 exons. Gene Ontology annotation, molecular function: protein binding; cytokine receptor activity. Gene Ontology annotation, cellular component: external side of plasma membrane; membrane.
AAAAAAAAAAAGUAUUGCGACACUAUAACGUUACUGUAGUUCUGUUCAGACAUGUUGUAAUUUCGAUUAUGCUUUUGCAGUUAAGCAAGAUAAUUCUUUUGCUGACUGUCACGAUCAGCGCAUUAAGCCUCCACCGAGCGUUAAGUGGGAAUUGUCUGUGAUUGUGAGCUCGUUGACAAUGGUUCCCACUGUUCUUCUGAGUCAGAUCAUCCUCACACUCUUCUGUCAGGCAUUUUGUUUUGAGCCCACUGAGAAGGACUUGAAGUGUUUUAAUGACUAUGAGAAAGAGAUUAAAUGCAGUCUCUCCACUGACCGACUCAAAAACUGCUCUGGAUACAAGCUCAACAUCACACAUAAUAUGUUUCAAAAAUACAAUGCAUGUAUCUUUGAGAGAAGUCAUCUCAGUGACAAAUGUGAGUGCAAAAUUCAAGUGCGAGAGUUUGUCAAAGCAGAAUUCUACAAUACUACACUUCUGGAAGGAAUGGAUGUUUUAUUAAACAAAACAUUAAUGACUGAAGACUUCAUCAAACCGAAAACUCCAGUCUUAUCAGUGCAGAAGACUGAAAAUGGAAACUUUAAUGUAACUUGGGAUGACCAGUAUAGUGAUUCUGUAGCAAGUUUCUUGGAAUCCUUGACAAUAAACCUGUCCUAUGGCAUCAAAGGAGGAAUUGAAAAGAUAUCCAAGACGGUGCAGAACACUGUGGGAUCCUUUGAAAUUGUGGGCAAAAAUCUCCAGCAGAAUACCGACUACGUUCUGACAGCAACAAUGAGCACAGGCUAUAAUGGCCAUAGUAUAUCUAGUGACCAGAGCGCACCAGUUGAGUUCACCGCACCCUCAUCCCCAAAUGAAAUAGCCAAAUUGGUGAUUCCAACUCUCUGUUUUGGUUUAAUCGUCAUCAUUUUUGUUAUCUUCUUCUGUAUUUUGAGAAUGAAGAUGAAUUGGUGGGACAAAAUCCCCAAGCCAAAUAUAGAUGCCAAUCUUGGAGAGGAGAAGGGUCAUAUUUUGCCACCAUCUGUUAUGAAGUUCUCCCAAAUCCAUGAAGAGAUCCCAACACUGGACCUUCAUGAGGAUAUGAAAUUGUAUCAGUCCCUCAAUGUUUCGGAAAAGGGAAAUGAUGAAGAUGUCUGUUUGAGUCUUUCAAAUGAUGUUGAUGCUGAUGAGAAAUGUAUCAUGAAAAAUCUCAUCGCCUUCACAAAUCCACUCUAUCCUACUGUUAUUCUGGAUGAUGGCAGUGUCACACCAACUGAUGAAGGAUAUCAGGCUUUUCCAGGUUUAACAAAGAGCACAGAAGGACAGUUGAGCUCGAGCGUCAGUACUGAACAAGCACUAAAUGCAUCUGGAGCAUUGAAAUUCCCCCAGAGCACUGGCCAAGAUCCCACAUAUGUCCAGCAGAGUUCUUUGCAUUUCUCACCCAGUAUUCAAAUAGACAGUUCAUAUCAGUGUGUUUAACCGUGCUGUAAAAGCAAAUGAUAUAUAUAUAUUUUUUUUUGGUAAUCUUCAGUUGUUCCAUUUUGAGUGGAAUACGUUGAACAAUUCAGACCAGCAAGAGCAAUAAGAGCUCUUUUAAAAUAGAUAUUUUAAACACUGAUUCUUUCUUUAGACUCCAAAACCUUGAAUUUGAAAGUUACAUUUUGAACAGUAAGAGGUUGUAUGGUUUCUCAUGUAUAUAUAUAUAUAGUCAGUCAGUUAGUUAGAAAUGCCUCCAGUCUCACUUAAUAGUUUUUAGAUUAUUUCAUGAUCUCUGUCAGUUAUUAAUGUGAGUUUGCCUCCUCCUCCCUUCUUACUCGUCCUCUUCCACAGGUGUUUCCUGUUUUUCCUACAUAUGACGUGUUUUGUCUGUUCUUUGUCUUCUUUGAUCCCCUCCUUGUCUCCCUCCUCCUAUCUGUGUUUUCUCUCUCUAUGCUUUAGUCUUAUGUCUCUUUACCCAUGCGCAGAUGAUACCUAAAGGUGAAUCGGUGAAGAUUGGUGGGGGGACCUUUUAGGCCCAGGUUGAUGAGUUAAGUCUAUACUUUACAUAAAGUUGAAAGGCUCAGUGCCAGUAUUAUUCCUUAUAUGUCCAGUUAUUCCUGAUCACAUUUAUGUUACAUAUAACUUGUUGUUUUGGCUUAUAUCCAACACAUACAGUAUGUAAUCCAUAUCUCAUUGGUCGAAAAAGAUCAUACCACCUUUGUUUUUUCCUAUAUAAACUCAGUAUAAAACAAUAAAGAUUUGAAGUGAAGUUAUACUCAGAA